Messenger RNA from Myripristis murdjan (pinecone soldierfish), 1747 nucleotides. It is a transcript of the gene kcnj11, whose product is annotated as potassium inwardly rectifying channel subfamily J member 11. The record is from RefSeq and is a predicted model, not a curated record. Gene Ontology annotation, cellular component: plasma membrane. Gene Ontology annotation, molecular function: ATP-activated inward rectifier potassium channel activity. Gene Ontology annotation, biological process: regulation of monoatomic ion transmembrane transport; potassium ion import across plasma membrane. NCBI's taxonomy places the organism in Eukaryota, Metazoa, Chordata, Actinopteri, Holocentriformes, Holocentridae. Bases 161 to 1318 code for a protein of 385 amino acids. The transcript has a single exon.
UACCUCCAGAAAACGGACAACAAACUCUACCCCCCUGCCUCCCAGCGCCGUUUGCCAAGAAGCGGCACCGGGGAAGAGGAAAUACUGCAUAUUUUAGAGAGAGGUAGCAGUGUGCAUCUUCAGAGCCAAAAAGGCCCUGAGUGCAUAGUAUGGGAGCACUAUGUUGUCCAGGAAGGGACUCAUUCCUGAGGAUUACUUGCUAACACGUUUGGCAGAGGAUGUCCUGCAGCCCAAAUUCAAGGCGAAACCGAGGAAGGCUCGGUUCGUCGCCAAGAGCGGCACCUGCAAUGUGGCGCACACGAACAUCCGCGAACAGGGCCGGUUCCUGCAGGACGUCUUCACCACUCUGGUGGAUUUAAAAUGGCUUCACACUCUUGUCAUUUUCACCAUGUCGUUCCUGUGCAGCUGGCUCCUUUUCGGGAUGAUCUGGUGGCUCAUCGCCUUUGCGCACGGGGACCUGGACCAGAGAGGAGACGACUUCGUCCCGUGCGUAACGGACAUCCACUCCUUCGCCUCCGCUUUCCUCUUCUCCAUUGAGGUCCAAGUGACCAUCGGUUUCGGAGGCCGCAUGAUCACGGAGGAGUGCGUCUCCGCCAUCGUGAUGCUGAUUGUGCAGAACAUAGUCGGCCUGGUGAUCAACGCCAUCAUGCUCGGCUGCAUCUUCAUGAAAACUGCGCAGGCCAACCGGCGCGCCGAGACGCUCAUUUUCAGCAAGCACGCCGUCAUCUCCGUCCGCAACAACAAGCUGUGCUUCAUGAUCCGCAUCGGGGACCUGCGGAAAAGCAUGAUCAUCAGCGCCACCGUGCGGAUGCAGGUGGUGAGACGCAGCACCACCGAGGAGGGCGAGGUGGUGCCUCUGGACCAGAUCGACAUCCACAUGGACAACCCGGUGGGCACGAACGGCAUCUUCCUGGUGUCGCCGCUCAUCAUCUGUCACGUGAUCGACAAGGACAGCCCGCUGUACGAGGUGUCCGCCUCCGACCUGCAGCACGACGACAUCGAGGUGAUCGUGGUGCUGGAGGGCGUGGUGGAAACGACGGGCAUCACCACGCAGGCCAGGACGUCCUACGUGUCGGAGGAGAUACUGUGGGGGCAGCGCUUCGUGCCCACCGUGUCCGAGGAGGACGGCAUGUACGCGGUGGACUACUCCAAGUUCGGCAACACCGUCAAGGUGCCGACGCCGUGCUGCAGCGCCAAGAGACUGGACGAGGCGGGCGGCAUCGCCCAGUUUAAGAUGAGCGAGGGCGGCCCCCUGCGGACCGUCCUGAGGCGGCGCCGGACCUCCACGGUGGUCAAGCAGCCGAGCAGCAGCAGCUAGGGCAGGAUGUGUCUGAUCCAGCAUUUUGUAUGAGAAAUAAUCAAAUUGGGUCGGUUUAUUUUUGACAUCCAUGAAUGGCAAUAAUUGUAUUUCUUUAUGGUGUGUUAUGUCUUGUGAUUUUCUGAUAUCAGUAACACUGCACUACCGCAGUAGGGUUAGUGGUGAGUUCAGGGGACAGACCUGUCUGUCCUUCACUCAUCAGUCCAAAAAAUGUGUGCACGCAUCAAAGUUAUUUACUCAGGGUACGCAAGUCUGAAAAUGCACAAUCAAUACAUAAUGCGCUGAUAUUUAUUUAAUGUGACUGUUAUACAACCUGAGUGUUAAUGUGACACUGCAAAAGGGGGGGAAACACCAGAGUUUAGGUGUGUUAGAGAGUUUCUGCAAAAAUAAAAAUAAAGCACUUUGUAAGGUUAGAUAUGAUUGCAUGAU